ACCAGUCACAGGAUGAUGGGAAGUAAAGAGAAAAAACACUGACAGCGUUUCUGCCAUUCAGAACAGCAGCUGCGGCUUCAGGGAGAUUUCUUAACUCUACAAUUAUGAGUGAAUCACUGGUCGUGUGCGAUGUGGAUGAAGAGCUGGUGAAGAAGCUGAAGGAGUUUCGCUUCCGGAAGGAAACCAACAAUGCGGCCAUCAUUAUGAAGAUUGAUAAAGACAAGCAGCUCGUUAUUCUCGAAGAAGAGCAUGAGGAUAUUUCACCUGAUGAGCUAAAGGAUGAACUGCCAGAGAGACAACCCAGGUUCAUCGUCUACAGUUAUAAAUAUGAACACGAUGAUGGACGUGUGUCCUACCCGCUCUGCUUCAUCUUCUCCAGUCCAGUGGGUUGUAAACCGGAGCAACAGAUGAUGUACGCAGGAAGCAAAAACAAGCUGGUGCAAACGGUUCAACUGACCAAGGCGUUUGAGAUCAGGAACACAGAGGACCUAACGGAAGAUUGGCUUAAAGAGAAACUUGGAUUCUUUCGCUAAGUAAGGUCUUCUCAUCCGAAGGCUUGGGAUGCGAGGGGGAUUCCAAUCGCACAACCAUGCUCCAUCUUUCAAGAAGAACACACUACAGAUGUUACCUUCCUCUCUCGGCAGACCUGAUUUUCAAAUAGCUUU
Messenger RNA from Poecilia latipinna (sailfin molly), 665 nucleotides. It is a transcript of the gene gmfb, whose product is annotated as glia maturation factor, beta. The record is from RefSeq and is a predicted model, not a curated record. Gene Ontology annotation, molecular function: actin binding; Arp2/3 complex binding. The transcript has 7 exons. Gene Ontology annotation, biological process: negative regulation of Arp2/3 complex-mediated actin nucleation; actin filament debranching. The coding region runs from base 105 to 533 and encodes 142 amino acids. Gene Ontology annotation, cellular component: cortical actin cytoskeleton. Lineage: Eukaryota; Metazoa; Chordata; Actinopteri; Cyprinodontiformes; Poeciliidae.